AUGAAUUAAGUCGAUAAUUUACUUAAACCAUCUUUGAUUAACAAAAUAUCCUAGCCAAUAGAUAAUAACACAAAUAAAGAUCUUUUUAAUUAAUGGGAAUAGAAAUUAUUACAAAAAGAAACAUAAGUAUCUUCUAUCAUAAUAAUUAAGUAUAGUUAAUAAAUAAAGAAAAGAAAUUGAAAGAUAAAGAGAAUUAAUUAGCUUAAAAAGAGGAUAUAUUACUUAAAAAGGAAUUAAAUUUAAAUUAGAAAAUGAUGAAAUAUUCAACUAUUUUAGAAUAGAUAAUUAACUAAAAAUAAACUAAAUCAGAUAUUUCAUUAUUACCAUUAAAUUCAAAUGAUAAAUCCCAUAGAAAUAAUAAUAUCAAUGAAUAUUAAAACAGAGUUAUUAAUUUAUUGAACACUAUAAGAAGUAAUAGUUAAUAGUAAUAAUAAUUGAUACAUUAAUAAUCUUACAUGGGAAGCACUUUAGAAUUGACAGAUGAUAGAUUUAAUAAGAGUUCAAGAGGAUUUUAAUUAUUAUGA
Paramecium primaurelia is the source of this 524-nucleotide messenger RNA. The record is from the annotation of a GenBank genome assembly. Lineage: Eukaryota; Ciliophora; Oligohymenophorea; Peniculida; Parameciidae.